AUGGAUGGGACGUUCGUGAAGCCGAACGAGACCAUGUUAAAGGAUGGCCAGACCGCCAUGGCGUAUUAUAGGAGCAUGUGGACUCCGAAAGACCUUGAGGCGGCGAAGGGUCUGUCCCAAAAGGAUGUGUUCAGCCGCUUUCCCCAAUCAGCCAUGGAGACUUUGUUCGGUAUGAUGGCUAUGCAGAAACAGGUGGAAAUGGGGAACGCCAGGGCCCGUAAGUUCUCUGAUAGCCUGGAUGUGGCUAAUAAGGAAAACGACCUUCUUGCCAGCAAGAACACCGAGAUAUUGGCUCGGCUUGAACAAACCGAAAAAGAAAGAGAUGUUCUGAAGAAAGAAAACGACUCUCUUCAGGAUGAAAAGGAUGCCCUCCAGCUUGAGAAGAGUGUCUGGCAGACUGAACGUGAUUCAAUCAGAGAUGAAAAGGCAGAGCUCCAGCGCCUUCUGGCUGAUGAACAGUCUGCUCGGAUGGCUUUUGAGAAACGCUCUGAUUGA
Messenger RNA from Cornus florida, 495 nucleotides. RefSeq lists its product as uncharacterized. NCBI's taxonomy places the organism in Eukaryota, Viridiplantae, Streptophyta, Magnoliopsida, Cornales, Cornaceae. The record is from RefSeq and is a predicted model, not a curated record. The coding region runs from base 1 to 495 and encodes 164 amino acids. The transcript is spliced from 2 exons.